Messenger RNA from Oncorhynchus kisutch (coho salmon), 864 nucleotides. Its product is annotated as disintegrin and metalloproteinase domain-containing protein 12-like. Gene Ontology annotation, molecular function: metalloendopeptidase activity. Gene Ontology annotation, biological process: proteolysis. Lineage: Eukaryota; Metazoa; Chordata; Actinopteri; Salmoniformes; Salmonidae. The annotation marks the transcript as partial. The transcript has 8 exons. The record is from RefSeq and is a predicted model, not a curated record.
AUGUCCCUGACAAGGCCAGACUCUAGAAGCAACUCUAACAGUCCUAGCAGUGAGGUCAGGAAGACUCUCAAGCUGUCUGUGAUGGGUGUUCCUCAUCUGGCUGUCCUGAGUGGUUUGUUUGCCAGUCACUACACAGAAACACACUACCUGGAAGACGGCAGCGCGGUCACCGGCUCUCACAACCUCACGAUGAACUGCUAUUACCACGGAAAGGUGCAGGGGCACAUCUAUUCUGACGUCAGCCUCAGUACCUGCUCAGGUCUCAGUGGCUUCAUCUCACUAGAAAACAGAUCCUACGUGUUGGAGCCGUCAACGGAUCCCUCCAGUGGAUCCCACAGGAUCUACCGGUCAGAACAGCUCAACCUCACACCUGGCUCGUGUGGCCAUGGCUUCAACAUAUCGCUGGUUCAUGGAGACACCCAGAACAGCCACAACCAAUCAGACAGCCCCUUCGGAGCCUCCAGCACCAGGCAGAGGAGACAUACCCAGAGCACCACCAAGUAUGUGGAGCUGAUCAUCGUAGCUGACAACAGAGAGUUCCAGAAACAAGGGAAGGAUGUGGAGAAGGUCAAACAGAGGCUGGCUGAGAUCGCCAAUUACGUGGACAAGUUCUACCGUGCCCUGAACAUCCGUGUAGCUCUGGUGGGGUUGGAGGUGUGGAGCGACCAGGACAGGUGUCCAAUCACCCAGGAUCCCUUCACCACCCUGCAUGAGUUCCUGGACUGGAGGAAGCUCAAACUGCUGCCCAACAGGCCCCACGAUAAUGCACAGCUAGUCAGUGGGGUGUUCUUCCAGGGUACCACCAUCGGCAUGGCUCCCAUCAUGAGCAUGUGUACAGCAGAGCAGUCUGGGGGCAUCGUCAUG